Brassica rapa (field mustard) is the source of this 2059-nucleotide messenger RNA. Its product is annotated as RNA-binding protein 38-like. Gene Ontology annotation, molecular function: RNA binding. NCBI's taxonomy places the organism in Eukaryota, Viridiplantae, Streptophyta, Magnoliopsida, Brassicales, Brassicaceae. The record is from RefSeq and is a predicted model, not a curated record.
CUCAGCGUUCGAUUUAUCUCUCCAGCUUUGUGCGAUCAUUGGUCUCGAAGAGCUCUAGCUAUGUCUCAGCCAAACAAUAACAAUGGUGAUGAUGAUAAACGAUACAAGAAGAUCUUCGUUGGAGGUUUAGCUUGGAGCGUAACAACAGAUGUUUUGAGAAGUUUCUUCCAAGAAAACUGUGGAGAGGUUCUUGAAGCUAAUGUUGUCAGCGAGACUCUCCCUGAUGGUAACUUGAAAUCAAAAGGCUAUGGUUUUGUUACUUUUAGGGAUGUUGCAGCUGCAACUAGAGCUUGUCGACCUCCGUAUCCGGAUAUUGAGGGAAGAAGAACCAACAUCAAUCUGGCUUACGUUAAUGCAAAGAAUAACCCUAACCAAACUGGUUUACUGCAACAGGCUGGACCAUCGCAUCAAUAUCAACACGGUCCGUUUAAUCAGAUGGCAUGGCAUCAAUACCAGAACGGUUGGUUUAAUCAGGUGGCCUGGCAACAAUAUCCGCAAUUUUGUACAAAUCCACAGUUUCCUCAAGUCUACUGGGAUUCAUAUCGUGGAGCAUAUUUUCAAAUUCCACACCAUCCUUGCUCCUCCAACAUGAACUGGCAUCAGACCCACAGUUUACGACCUCCCGGUAUGUCUCAGCCGCCUACAGAACCAAGAUUUGAAGAGCUCCCUGCUGAUACCAAUCAAGAAGCUGUCUCCACUCCAGAUGUUGUGCGCAAUGACAACAAUGAAGAGGUCGAUACAGAAACAGACAGUGGUGUCGAUCAGCAAAAUGGAAAGGAUCAGGAUGGAGAGAUUAGUGGACAAGACAAUAGCAUCAAGCUAGAUGUUAAGGAUCAAGAAGGAGAGAUCAAUGGACAAAACAAUGGCAUCAAGCAAGAUGUUAAGGAUCAAGAAGGAGAGAUCAAUGGACAAGACAAUGGCAUCAAGCAAGAUGUUAAGAAUGAAGAGGGAAAUAUCGUGAGUGGAGAAGAUGAAAACACCAAGCAGGGUGCAGGUGUGACAAAUCAGUUUUGUUCUGCGAUCAAUGUUACACUCCAAAUCGAGACAGGCCGUGAAGAAAAAUCUGAAAACACACCACAAGAAAACGGUUUUGAUCAUGAAGAGAAGACGCAGCAUAGGAAGUUGGACUGAUCACAAAGGAGACUCAAGAAUGCAUGAGUAAGAGAAGCUGGAUCAAUCAAUUUUAUCUUCUCGCCCUUAUGUUGCUAUAUUUACUUAUUGGCCAAACGAUUUUAUUUUCAUUUACAAAACCAAAAGUCAGCUUCUAAUUAAUCUUAUUCAUAAACCUUACAAUUGCUUAGAAUCGUAUUAUUGUUGGGCAAAAGCAAGUUGCAUUAAAAUUCAUACUUAUUAAAAUCAUAACGUUCCUUCUAAGCAUAAUGGUAGAGGGUUACUAUACGUAAUAAAUUAUGAAAGCUAACUAGGUCUUGUAGUUUCUCUUCUUUAAUUUUUUUUUUUUUGUGUGUGGAUAGUAGUAGGGUGGCUCCUUUCCAGAGAAAUUUGACGGACGAACAUAAAAAGUGGAGUUUGAACUAGAAAAUUAAAAAUAUGUCCACUGAAAAGAAAAUAACUAUACAAAUAUGAGCUUUUUUGUACUUGAUGUACUAUGGGAUUCGGUUCUUGCUCCUUUACUUGAACUAGGACCAUCUUAGCCUCUAAGGUAUUAAAUUCCAAAACCACACUUUUAUAGAGUAGAAUUAGAAAACUACAUGAACAUUAAUUAGAACAUACUUUAGACUAGGUGAUUUUUCCGAUGAGCACGGGUAUAAAUAUAUAUACAAUAAAUAUAAUAUAAUAAUUGAUUAAUAUUUACUUUUAUUUUUAAUUUAAUUUAUAAUUCAUAUGUAUAAUUUAUAUUAAUAAUAUUAUAUUAUUUUAAUUAGACAUGAUUUUUGAUAUGUUAUAUCUAGUCGGUAUUGUUGUUUUCACAGUCGAUUUAGUUAUCAUUUGGGCAUAUUGAAUUGCAUCUAUUUCUCUGAAUUCAACUAUAAUGUUUUAUAUUCUAAAUAUAUUAAAGUUUGAGAAAUUCCCUUAAAUAACAGUUUUUAGUUUAUUUUCA